Triticum dicoccoides is the source of this 3367-nucleotide messenger RNA. RefSeq names its product actin cytoskeleton-regulatory complex protein PAN1-like. The record is from RefSeq and is a predicted model, not a curated record. Gene Ontology annotation, molecular function: metalloendopeptidase activity; single-stranded DNA binding; polyubiquitin modification-dependent protein binding. Gene Ontology annotation, biological process: DNA damage response. Gene Ontology annotation, cellular component: nucleus. Bases 73 to 2799 code for a protein of 908 amino acids. NCBI's taxonomy places the organism in Eukaryota, Viridiplantae, Streptophyta, Magnoliopsida, Poales, Poaceae. The transcript is spliced from 9 exons.
AGAAGAAGGGAGGGUUCUCGCUGCCGCUUCGUCCUUGCAUUUGCGUGAGAGCGCUUGUGAGCGGGGGAGGCCAUGGCGGAUCCGGACGCCGACGAGAACCCGGACUUGUGGGAGCUCUUCUGCCACUACGACCGGCUCUACUUCCGCGGCGAGCUCGACGCCGCCGCCUUCGCCGUCGAGUGGGCCUACCCGCGCACGAGGACCACCACUUGCUUCGGGUCCUGUUCCUUUGGAGACCUGAGCAAAAUAAUACUCUAUGAGCCAAUGCUGCGAUGGCGCACAAAUGCUGAUAUGAAGAACGCCCUGCUGCAUCUGAUGAUUCAUGCAAUCAUAUUUGUAAAGCAUGGUAUGAAGAACCUCGGCCAUGGUCCUGUUUUCCGUGAUUGGAUGGAUGCUAUCAACACUUGCACCGCUGAGGAUCACAUGAGACCGACAGGUGGCUACCGUAUCACCACUACCCAUGAUUUCAGUGAGGAAAAAUCCUGCAACAUCCAGGGGAUUCCGUGGCAGUGUGAAUGGUGUGGCGUUACACUUCUGAGGGCAACGAAUUUGGGACCUCCAUCUGAUUCCUGCUGUAUCGAGAAUGUUAGCGAAGAUGCAACCUGUGGCAACAUGCUUUGCCAGUGGCACAACCACAAGAUGGAUUGUGGUGGUACAUAUGUGGUAACCAAACCACGAGGGCAAAGGAUGGUUCGAAAAGGUGGAGAGUUGCUUCUUCGGACUGGAACAACUGAAAUGACCAAGUCACAAGGAGCUGUACAACAAUCAGAUUCAGAUGAAGUGCAGAAAGCAAUUGUUUUGUCUGCAGCCCCUCGGAGUCGGAGAAGAUUGAAGCCGAAGCAAGAGUUUGUUGCAUGGGAGAAUAUUGAACUUUUGUCUAUGGGGAGUCGCAGUAAUGCAAAAUCAGUGGGUAGUAGCUCCUCAAAGAAGGCAGAGGAUGUCCUUUCGAGCCAACUGAAACGGAAGCAAACAGCUGUUACAGCAGAGAAGCAUGGGUUUCUUUCAUUAGGGAGUUGCGACAAUGCAAUAUCGUCAGGAAGUAACGCCUCCAGGAAGACGGGAAAGUUGCAUGAGCCAGACGAUGUUAAGCCUUAUGCAUCCCAGAAAAAAUUGAAGUUAGUGCAGGACUUGGCCGCAUCGGAGAAAUAUGGAGCUUUCUCUCUAGGGACUUGCAACAGUGCAAAACCACCACGAAGCAGCACGUCCAGGAAUGCAGAGAAGUGGUGCAAAUCCGAGGGUGUUGAGAAAUCCACUGUCCUGCGGCCUCCUGCGCCCCCUCAGAAAAUGAAGCUUGAGCAAGACUCCGUUACAUUCCAGAAACAUGGGGUUGCAAAACCAUCAAAAAGUAUCACCCCAGACAGAGUUGGCAAGCUGCAUAAGCCGGAUGUUGUUGAGAACUCCGGUGUCCCGCCUUCCACGCCCCUAAAAAAACUGAAGCUAGAGAAGGACCCGGUUGCAUCUGAGAAACAUGGGGUGGCAACAUCAAGAAGCCUACCUGCUGCACCUCUCACAAAGCUGAAGCCAGACUUGGUUGCAUCGGAGAAGAGUUUUGGUUGCGGCAAUGCAAAAGUACCGGACAACAUCUCCUCACAGAUGGCACACAAGAAACUUGAGCAUGGAGGGGCUCAGAAGCACAUUUCUCUGCAUGCUGCCCCUCAAACUAUGCUGAAGCAACCGAACAAAACCAGCUCCACAGUGAAGGCACCAAAGCAACAUACGUUUGAAGACUUUCGGAAAGCAACUGUUCAGCCUGCCGUCCCUCACAGUAAACUGAAGCAAUCAAACCGUGCUGCAUCGGAGAGGCAAAAGACAAGGAGCAAAACCAAGAGUUGUGCUGCGAAAAAAGAGUAUGUUUGCUUUAGUCUGUGGCAGAACUUCUAUGAACCGGAAUGCUCGAGUGGAUCGGACGAGCCGCUUGUAAACAAGAGAAGUGUGCAGAGAAAAAGAGAGAGGGAACGCGCAGUUCAGAUCACAUACUCACGGUCAAGGAAGCGAGGCACCAGUGGGAUCAGCUCCAUCAAGGCCAAAGUGGAUGAGGAAAUCCCAUCUGGACACUUGGAGAUCAUUGUUAUCGAUGACGAGGUGAUGACUGAAGCCCCUGGAGAACAGUGCAAGGCACCAGCUCCAUGCAUGAACGUUCCUGUCGUCCCGCCCACUGAUCAGGUGAAGGCUGAAGCCCCUAGAGGUCAGUCCAAGCCACCAGUUCCAUCCAAGGACGUUCCUGCUGUCCCUCCCGCUGAUCAGGUGAUGAUUGAAGCCCCUAGAGGUAUGUCCAAGACACCAACUCCAUCCAAGGACGUUCCUGCUGUCCCUCCCACAGAUCAGGUGAUGACUGAAGCCCCUAGAGGUUUGUCCAAGACACCAACUCCAUCCAAGGACGUUGCUGCUGUCCCUCCCACAGAUCAGGUGAUGACUGAAGCCCCUGGAGGUUUGUCCAAGACACCAGCUCCAUCCAAGGACGUUCCUGCUGUCCCUCCCACUGAUCAGGUGAUGACUGAAACCCCUAGAGGCCAGUCCCAGCCAGCAGCACAGCGCAUGGACACUGCCGUCCCUCCUGCGGACCACGGAGAUCGGUCCAAUCCAUCUACGAUCAUGGACAUUGCUGCUGUGCCUCCAGCUAUGACCCAAGCCCCUAUGGAUCAGUCACAGCCACCAGCUCCUUGCUCCAUCACCGCUGAUCAGGUGGUUCCACCUCCUUCGGCCGACCUGCCUGGUUUACCUCCUUCAAAUCCAAGCAGUUGGGCUGGCGUGAUAGACAUUUCUGAUGAUGAUGAUGAUGACGACGACGACGACGAAUGAACUCCUUUUCCGUCACUCUAUACUCUCCUUAUUCUGGAUUAAACUGCUGGUCAGUGCUUACCAUAGAUAGGUACUAGUAACUUAUCAACUGUCGUUCCAUUAAAUUCUGCUGUGGAGGCAUAGAGCUCUGAUCUGAACGGCGAAACAUCCUCCUAUAGAUGACUUUAGUAUUUUGUGAGACGGUGGCUUGGGCAUGGCGAACUGAAGCAUGGAGUUAGCUGCACUAUAGUGCUGAAGCAUGCGCUAUAGGAGUAAUAUUUUGUGAGACGGUGGCCUGGGCAUGGUGAACUGAAGCAUGGAGAUAGUUGAGACUUGUUGUACUCGCUGGAUCAUUUGCGCCAUGUCGUCAAUCAUUCUUCUUGCUUCGAGAAAAUCUCAGUGUCUAAUACUGCAUGACGAGCAUGGGAACGGAAGGGUGAAGAGAAACGGAGAGAAUGCGGACUGAACAUGCUCGCUGAUAUACGUACUUCUCAGUCGGAACCAUGGUAUGGAAGCUCUGGAAGUUACCUUACGGUGGUGCUGUAUUUUAUUUUAUUUUUGAAACGUGGCAAAAGAUUUGCUAUUUUUA